UGAUCUGAUUUUAGAAUCUAAACCACAAUAACUGCUGUUUUAUUUGUUGCUCAAAGUAAUGAAUGAAAAUCCUCACAAGGCCGUUCAAGACAAACUUAAAAAUAGUCAAUAAAUGGUAUUGUAAAAAUAAUACUAUGGUAUUUAAAGCCGUUCUAACAGGAUACUACCAUAUAAGGCUGAGUUCAUUGUCAUUUUGCUUGUUGUACUUCAGUAACACCAGCGUGCACGUACACCACUUCCUGGUGUUACAGCACAUAGUGUCCACUGGAUGGAGCACGACACAAAGGAAAGGCGAGCACGGAGUCACUUUGCUGUAAACCAUUAUUUGUGACAUAAAGGAUAAGCUCUCAUGUAGGACAAAUGGGUUUUUGAAUGGUGGUCUAUUGAAUAGGUCAACAAUGACCAUGCUCCCUGCAUAUCUCUUUGUCAAAUAUGUCAAGGGGUUUUAGUUGGAGGUAAAAAAUACACCUGGUAGAACAGUUUAUAUUUUCUAAUGACCCUCACAAUGCUUCCAUUAAUGAUCCUCAUUAUCCAGUAAGAUUCUUUGGGCUAAAAGGUACUGGUGGAGAGGGAAAAUACCAAUGUGUUUCCCUCAAUAGGAACCUAAAACUAACUGCGUUCAUCAGGUUUUCUCUACAACAGAGACUCUGCCAAACUCUAUCAGUACAGAGGAUAAUGUGAACAGUGUUUCAGAAAGCAACAUGAUAUUUCAAUUUUCCUUUCUUCAUAUUAAGAAUAAACUAUAGCCUAUGAAUGUUGAUGCAGCAGCUGUGUAUCCUUUAAAAGUCUCAAAAUAAUGAAUAAUAAAACAACAGACAGACAACUCUCCUCUGCUGAAACUAAGCGUCAGGCCUCUGGGUGGGGCAUUUACAGGUCAACUAUUGUGCAAAAUGCACCUUUUGAUGUCUUUUAUAUCUAAAUAUGGUGUAAAGAAAAUACAACCCUCUCUCUUUACCUCCUUACCCACAUCUCUAAAAACGGGGGUACAACGGAGCUGAUCCAGAUUUGCUGCGGACUUGACGUCAUAUCGGAAAUGUGGGCUGGCUUUUCAUUAUGUGUGAACCAAAAAUUCACAUCUUACAGCUCAGGGGAAAAUGUGUAUGUCACUUUAAUAAUGUCUUAACAUGAGGAAGAUAACACUUAACCAAAAGAGCUGCAGUAAGAGGCGGGGCAAACUGGAAGGGCUACAUAGCAAUGUGAUAAUCGUCACAUCAAACUCAAGGUCUGCAAGUGUUGAAGUGUUUCCACAGGAGACGUUCUCUAAAUAAAUAUUAGUGUUACUCAACACAUCAGGGUCUCCGCUGCACGGAUAUGGCUAGCUGCCUGCUAUCUGAAGAUCAGUUCCUCUGCUCCAUCUGCCUGGAUGUGUUCACUGAUCCAGUCACUAUACCAUGUGGACACAACUUCUGCAAAGACUGUAUCACUGAACACUGGGAUAUAGGUGACAACAAGUGCCAGUGUCCCAUGUGUAUGGAGGUGUUUACCAUAAGACCUGGUUUGACAGUCAACACUUUACUUUCUGAAACGGUCGCUCAGUUCAGAGAGUCUGCUCCCCAGAAAGCCAGCAGCAGCAGCUCAGAGCAACAAGUCUUCAAACCAGGAGAAGUUCCCUGUGAUGUCUGCACUGAAACCAAACUGAAGGCCCUGAAGUUCUGCCUGGUGUGUCUGACCUCAUACUGUGAGACUCACCUGGUGUUUCAUCUGACAAUGUCGGGCCUGAAAAGUCAUCAGCUGAUCGACCCUGUGGAGAACCUGGAAAACAGGAUCUGUACGACGCACGGUAAACCUCUGGAGCUGUUCUGUAAGACCGACCAGACAUGUGUCUGCGAGCUCUGCCAUGUUUCAGACCACAAGAUGCAUGAUGUGGUUCCUCUCAAAGAAGAAUACGAGGAAAAGAAAGCAGCGCUGCUGAAGACGCAGGCUGAAAAUCAGCAGAUGAUCCAGACAAGAAGAAAGAAGAUUAAGGAUUUCAAACACUCAGUCGACUUCAGUGAAAAAGAAGCAGACAGAGAGAUAGGGGAAGGUGUUCAGGUCUUAACUGCUCUUAUGGAGUCCACUGAGAGACAACUGAACCAACUUAUUGACACGGUAAAGAGGAAGCACAAAACAACAGAAAAACAGGCAAAUACUUUCAUCAAAGACCUUAAACAAGAAUCCUCUAAGCUGCAAAAGAGAGGCGCUGAGAUAGAGCGUCUUUCACAAUGUGAUGACCACCUUGAUUUUCUCCAGGGUGUCCAGUCCCUAAAAAUCCAACACCGACCACCCACCAAAGACUGGACAAGUGUCAGCUUCCAUCCAUCAUAUGUGGGCGCCGUGAGGAGAGCAGUGGCUCAGGUGAAGGAUUCACUAAGUUUAAUAAUGAGGGAACUGAUGGAGGCUGAGCUGAAGAAGGUCCAGAAGUACGCAGUGGACUUGACUUUUGAUCCCGACACAGCAAAUCCUGAAAUCUUCCUGUCUCCUGAUAAAAAACAAGCAAGUCCUGGUAACGUAAGGAGGGAUCUCCCAGACAAUCCAGAGAGAUUUUCUGAUUGUGUUUGCCUCCUAGCAGAGCAGAGUUUCUCUUCAGGAACAUUUUACUACGAGGUUCAAGUUAGAAGGAAGACAAACUGGGAAUUAGGAGUGGCCAGAGAGUCGAUCAACAGGAAGGGAAAAGUCCAACUGAGCCCUCAGUGCGGUAACUGGACUAUAUGGUUGAGAAAUGGAAAAGAGUACAAAGCUCAUGAUGGGGCCCAAGUCCUUCUCUCUCUAAAGUCUCAGCCUCAGAAGGUGGGGGUGUUUGUGGAUUAUGAGGAGGGUCUGGUCUCCUUUUAUGAUGUAGAUGCUGCAGCUCUGAUCUACUCCUUUACUGGCUGCGCCUUCAAUGGGAAAAUCUACCCAUACUUCAGUCCUGGUGGUUUUGACAGAAAAAACCAUGUACCUCUGACCAUUUCUCCUGUCAGUGUAAACUAAUCACUCAUCUUAUUCCAUGUAUUGAUUUGUUUUUCAUUCAAGGGAACAAAUUUACAUAUUUAGUGGCAAAACUGUUUAGUUUCCAUUUGAUUUUUUACACAAUAAGUUUCAAGGUUUCAAGGUUUCAAGUAUCCUGUGGUAAAUGACCUAUCCUUCUUUCAUGUAUUGAAUUCCAAAAUGGAACUUAAUGUUAAUAUACAUCUUAUUUUCUACCUAAUCUAUUCACUGUGUUGAUUGAUUCACACAUUGUAAACAUUGUGUUUAUCAUAUGCAUCACAAUACAUGGGCAACACAUCAUUUUGAUCAACUCUGCAUUGUGAUACACAUGUUGAGAACAUCCGCUCAAACAACAGACAUUCAUUUUCACUUCUAGAAGAAAUGACUCUUCCUAGAGCAGCCCAAUAUGUCAUGCUGAAUUCAAUAUGUGUCAUUUGUAUACCAGCUAUAAAAGUAAAUGGAAAAUGUUAUUGAAGAUUGCACAAUUUUCUAUUUUGUCUGUAUUGUUUCCAUGCAUUAUUUGUCAUCUUUUAAAAUAUUGAAAUGGAUUAUGCGUUGAAGAAAAAAUGAAUAUGUGAUUUGCUGAUGCAUUGUGAUUCCUAAAGCUGCUUCACAAUAAAAGCUCCUCUGUGCUCCACCUGUUGGGAGGCUUUUAAUU
Molecule: messenger RNA, 3604 nt
Organism: Eleginops maclovinus (Patagonian blennie)
Lineage: Eukaryota; Metazoa; Chordata; Actinopteri; Perciformes; Eleginopidae
Product: E3 ubiquitin-protein ligase TRIM21-like
Exons: 2
Coding region: 1312-2949 (545 amino acids)
Molecular function (GO): protein binding; zinc ion binding
Source: RefSeq, a predicted model, not a curated record